Molecule: messenger RNA, 2545 nt
Organism: Papaver somniferum (opium poppy)
Lineage: Eukaryota; Viridiplantae; Streptophyta; Magnoliopsida; Ranunculales; Papaveraceae
Product: BTB/POZ domain-containing protein At1g67900-like
Exons: 4
Coding region: 539-2419 (626 amino acids)
Molecular function (GO): protein binding
Source: RefSeq, a predicted model, not a curated record
UGCAAUGGAAGUGAGAAGAACAUAAUCUAGAUUCAUGUGUAUUUACAGCAAACCAGUCAAGUUGAUGCUUAAUUUAAACCGUCUCUAGGCUCAAAAAGAAAAACACAUCGGAAACAGAGGGGUAUUCAAGUUAUUAUGGGUGAAGUCAAAGGUUAUAUCUUAAGCAGUGAUCGCCAUUCAAUAUAAUGGCGUAUAUCUUAAUCACAACCACAGGGACAAUCACCACUUACAUUUGUUUCUUUCACUUCUUUAAUUCUUCCAUUUCCAUGAUAUUAAUAAUUUGAUCAAUAUUCAAUGUCGCACAUAAAUUAUUGUUUUCUUGACUAAAAUAAUCCAUCUCUGACUGAUGAUCACUGGAAAUUGGAAAACUAAAGAAUCUCUUUUAACUAUAUUACUAUAUAGUCACACAUAUAAAUUUGGUUAAUUUUUUGCGAGAAAGAUCAGAAACUUCUUGACUCAAUCCAAAAAACAGAACAAGUUGUUCUGAUGGCGGCAACUUUAUAGUUUUUUGGAAUUCUUGAGCAGAAAUUAACUUAAAAUGAAGUUUAUGAAGCUUGGAUCUAGGGUUGAUACCUUUUAUACAACAGGGGAUGUGAAGUCUGUCUCUACUGAAGUCUCCACCGACAUCGUAAUUAUUGUCGAAGAAACUAAAUUUUUGCUUCAUAAGUUUCCGCUGCUAUCAAAAUGCUUGUACUUACAGCGCUUGUGUUCCGAAAGCUCGGUUACAUUGAAAGCUUCUCAAGAACUAGUGAUCGAACUGGAUGAUUUUCCCUAUGGGAUCGAUGUUUUUGAGAUCUGUGCAAAGUUCUGUUAUGGUAUCGGUAUAACUCUUAGUCCACUCAACAUUGUGUCAGUUCGAUGUGCGGCGGAGUAUCUCCAGAUGACGGAAGAUGUUGAUAAGGGUAAUUUGAUAAGUAAACUUGAGGCCUUUUUGAAUGCUUGCAUUCUUCGAGGAUGGAAAGAUUCACUUUUGACUUUACAAAGCACAAAACUAUUCCCUACAUGGUCGGAGGAUCUUGAGAUAACGAGUCGAUGUAUUGAUGCAAUUGCCACGGGAGUUUUAUCGUUUCCUGUUAAACCGAAUUUGUCGUCAUACACUUACUCGAAGUUGGGUAAGGAUGAUAUGGAAAGUAAUGGAGUAGCGAGCCAGAGAAACGGCGGGGUUGUUGCAUCUCAAGGGUGGUGGGCUGAAGAUAUAGCAGAAUUUGGUAUAGAUCUCUAUUGGAGAAUGAUUGUAGCUAUUAAAUCUGGCGGAAAUGUGCCCGCAAAUCUUGUUGGUAAAGCACUGCAAAUUUAUGUUUCCAGAUGGUUACCAAAUAUAUCCAAAGAAGGGAUUAUCAAGAGCGAGGAUGAUUCAGAAUCCAUCCGAGAGAUAACAGUGAAAUAUCGAUUCCUUUUAGAAGCUAUAGUAAGCUUACUACCAACGGAGAAAGGUUCUGUUUCAUGUAGUUUCUUACUUAAGCUUUUAAAGGCUGGAAACAUCCUCAGUACUUCAAUUUCUUCGAAAAUGGAAUUAGCACGAAGAGUCGGAACCCAGUUGGAGGAAGCAAAAGUCAGCGAUCUAUUCAUUCCAACGUUAUCAGCCGAUGGAACACAAUAUGACGUUGAUAUAAUCAUCACCAUAUUGGAGCAAUUCAUGGUACAGGGACAGAGUCCUCCAACAAGUCCACCAAGAGCUAAAGCAAAGUUGAGGAGGAGGUCAAGAUCGGCAGAGAACUUUAAUUUCGAGUUUUUGGAGACCCGGAGGUCUGCUUCAGCAUCACAUAGUUCAAAACUGAGGGUGGCAAAGCUUGUCGAUGGGUAUCUUCAGGAAAUUGCUACAGAUCCAAAUCUGCCUCUGCUGAAGGUGAUUGCACUUGCAGAGUCGAUACCUGAUUUCUCAAGGCCUGAACAUGAUGAUCUUUACAGAGCUAUCGACACUUACCUUAAGUCACACAGAGAUUUAAAUAAGAGCGAAAGGAAGCAGCUGUGCCGAAUUCUAGACUGCAAGAAGCUUUCUGCAGAAACUUGUAUGCACGCCUCACAGAACGAGCUACUCCCACUGAGAAUGGUGGUACAACUUUUAUUCAUCGAACAGGCACGAGCUUCGAUGGUUGGUGGCACAGUGACUGACCUGCCUAACAAUAUCAAGGUACUUCUUGGGACACAGGAAGAGGACUCAUUGAAGCCUCUGCCACCAAUCAGAAACAUCACCAUCAUUAAGCCCACCGAGGAAGAGUGGAGGAGUAUGUCUGGUCCUACCUCACCAAGUUCAAAGAUUUCAACUCUUAGGAUGAAACUAACAGAAGACGAAGACCAAAUGGACGACGUUGUGAAGAAUACAAAUUCCAAGCUCAAGUCUUUCCAGUCGUUCCGCUCCAUUCCUGCUCGGCCAAAGAAGAUGUUAAGUAGGCUGCUCUCUUUGAAUAGAAUUACUUGAAGACAGUGACUGUCCUUUAAUUCCAGGGGAUUUUAAUAAAGUGACGCACUUCCAAUUUCAUGUUUAAAAAAGUGCCACUGUUUUUUUUCCAGAAUUUAUUAAAUGCCACUUGACUUUUUCCAUCCA